GUCAGCCGCUUCAGACACAGCGCCUACCUCUCCUGCGAGGGGCACCGGUGCCUGUGUUCAGGGGCUGGCAGGUACCCGCAGCAGCCUCCUCGCAUGGGUCCCUGCCUCAGCCAGCGGUCGGGUCCGCGACAUGAGCAUCAUGGCUGCGGGGAGGAGCGGUGGCAGUGGCGGUGGCGACCGCAGUAGACCCGACGCCCGUGAGCGCACUCCCGGGGGAGCCGGCGGUGGUGGCGGCAGGGGCGCUGGGGGCAAGGGCAAAGCUCCUGGCAAAGACGUGGGCGCAGCUAGGAGGGCAGACCGCGACAGGAGUGACACCUUCCGGUCUGGGGUGCUGGCAGGUGGCAUGCGGGCUCCGUCCCUACCAGCAGCCCGCAGGGCUCCGCCCCAGACGGCCGGGCCUGGAGCCGGCAGCGGUGCGGCGGGGGAAUCAGGGCUGCCGCCGCCACACCCGCCACCACCCCAGACCGCCGCGUCGCAGGAAGUCACUUGGGCAACUGCUCGCUCCCAGUCGCCGGAUCAGCUGCCGCCGGUUCAUGGUGCGCUGCUGCGUGUGGUUGGGCCGCUGGAGGCCGCGGGCUGGGCGUACUGGGCCGUGCGGCGGACCGCGGCUUGGCUGCAGGGCGCCCACGUGCCCCUGCAGCACAGCCACCACCAGCAGCAGCAGCAGCAGCAGCAGCAGAACCAGCAGCAGCAGGCAGUAUCUGACGUGCCUGGUGGCUCAUGGCCGCAGGGGCUGCCGCAGGCGGUUGCAGGUGGUGUGUCGGGCUCCUCAGCUGGGGAGGCUGUGGAGCUGGAGCUGGAGCUGCAGUGGGACCAGCUGGCAGCCGCACACGAGCUGUUUGCACGACCCGGCUCCGGCUGGGUUGCCUCGCCGAUACAGCAGCAGCCAGCACUGGGCCGCGCCGAGUUCAGUCUGGCGGCGGCGGCGCAGCCACAGCCAGGGCCGGCCGGGGAGCGGGGGGCCGCAGAGCCGGCGGCGCCGGCGGUGACAGUGGUGUUGGGCUGCACCUACAACACGGUGCUGAGAGCCAACCCCGCCCGAGUGCAGGUAGCGGCCGCUCCGCCCCAGCAGCUGCAGCUGCAGCAGCAGCAGCAGCAGCAACAAGCAGGCGGCACCUCCGCCGCCACCUCCAGCUCCACGGAGUCGGGCGGGCUGCUGCGGGUGCUGGUGGGCCCGCAGGCGGAGGCGGGCGGCGCAGCGGGGCAGCGGCGGCAGCACCUGGUGUGGGUCCAGUCGCUGUACAGUGUGGGUGUGGACGCGGAGCGGGCGGGCGACACGCAGCUGGCGGCGGCGGUGGCGGACACACUGCGCCGCAUGCAGCGGGAGUUGUCGGCCCACAACUCGGCCGCCUGGGGCCGCGACACGGCCUUUGACGCCUGGUGCGCCCGCUUCGGCCCACCCGAGGAGGCGGCGGCGCGGCUGUUGCGAGACCCCGGCCGCUGCCUGGGGCCCCUGCUGCCCUACCUCCUGCAGCUAGGACCCCGCACCCCGGCCGCACCACGAGAUGUUGCUGCCGCCGCCACUGCCACUGCCACUGCUCCUGAGUCGUCAGCCCACCCAGGCGCGCUGCCGCUGACGCUGCCGCUGCGCGGCCUGACAGCGGCCAACCUGUGCGGCAGCCACGGGCACAAGGCUGUGGCUCUGGCGGCCCUGGGUGCGGCCCACGUGACAGUGGUGGAUGUGUCGGCGGGCAAUGCCGCAUACGCCACGCGGCUGGCGGCGGCGGCGGGGCUGCAGGUGGUGGCGGUGAAGGCGGCCGCUGAUGGGGGCAGUGGGGGUGGUGGGGGCAGUGGGGGUGCCGUUGGUGCUGGAGCUGCUGGUGCUGGCGGCGACACUCUCACUGGGGCAGGCGCUGGUGGGGGCGGUGGCGGGGGUGAGCUCAGGUACCUGCUGGCGGACCUGGCCGAGUGCGCGCCGCAGCCACAGCAGCCGCGCACUGGGGCCGGGGGCGGCGGGGGCAGCGGCAGUGGCAGUGGCGACCCCGGCGGGGGUGGCGGCGCGCUGCUGUACGACCGGCAGUACGACCUGGUGCUGAUGGAGCUGGGCGUGCUGCACUACUUCCUGGACCUGCGGGCCCUGAUGCGGCACACGGUGGCCCCGCUGCUGCGGCCGGGCGGGCGGCUGGUGCUGCGGGAGUUCCACCCCGUCUCCACAAAGCUCAUCACCUCGAGGGGCAAGAAACACAAGGUGACCGGCGACUAUUUCUCCACUCAGCCACUGGCGCCCAUGGAUGUGGCCUACAGCAAAUACGAGGAGGCAGCGGCGGCAGCAGGGGCGGGGCUGGGGGCGGCGGAAGGGGACGAGGGCGGUGGCAGCGGUCCCGGCGGGGGAGGUGGUGGUGGUGGUGUGGGCGGUGCUCGGGCGCGAGUGCUGCUGCGGCGCUGGGGGCUAGGCGAGGUGGUGAGUGCGGUGUGUGGCGGCAGUGGCGGGCGGCUGGCGCUGGUGUGUGUGGACGAGGAGGGGGGCGCGCGGCUGGACGACUGCGGCCUGCCCAAGCUGUUCACACUGGUGGCGGAGCGGACACAGCUGCCGUAGCGGGGCGGGGGCUGUGGCACUGUGGGUGGACUGGUGGCGGGCCAUGCAGCAUCGUGUUUAUGAGGCCGAACACAGAGA
Messenger RNA from Chlamydomonas reinhardtii, 2614 nucleotides. RefSeq lists its product as uncharacterized. NCBI's taxonomy places the organism in Eukaryota, Viridiplantae, Chlorophyta, Chlorophyceae, Chlamydomonadales, Chlamydomonadaceae. The coding region runs from base 140 to 2536 and encodes 798 amino acids. The record is from RefSeq and is a predicted model, not a curated record. The transcript is spliced from 5 exons.